Clupea harengus (Atlantic herring) is the source of this 6510-nucleotide messenger RNA. RefSeq names its product sulfatase 2b (gene sulf2b). NCBI's taxonomy places the organism in Eukaryota, Metazoa, Chordata, Actinopteri, Clupeiformes, Clupeidae. The record is from RefSeq and is a predicted model, not a curated record. Gene Ontology annotation, biological process: glomerular basement membrane development; heparan sulfate proteoglycan metabolic process; positive regulation of vascular endothelial growth factor production. Bases 996 to 4364 code for a protein of 1122 amino acids. The transcript is spliced from 21 exons. Gene Ontology annotation, cellular component: Golgi apparatus; endoplasmic reticulum; plasma membrane. Gene Ontology annotation, molecular function: N-acetylglucosamine-6-sulfatase activity; calcium ion binding; glycosaminoglycan binding.
CCUCGCUCUGGCGCUCCGUGAGUGAGUGAGUGAGUAAGUAAAGCAAAGAGGCAGGCGUGUUUCAACAGAUGGUUUGAGCUGUCCUGAUUCAGCCACCGCCGUUGGUUCACGAGAACUCUCUGACCGACCGCAAGAGUGAGAGAGAGAGAGAGAGGAGUGAGAGAGAAAGAGAGAGAAAGAAAGAGAGGGGAGGGGAGAGAGAGUGUGAGAGAGAGAGAGAGAGAGUGAGAAAAGUAGUCAAGGGAUUUGAAACUGUUCAGAGUGGGACUUUUCUACUCGUUUUUUUUUCUACUCUGCGUUUGUUUUUAAACUCCAGCCCUCUCCUCUCUCCUGCUCACUUCACAGCGGGUUCACUUUAGUGCAUGUCUUUCUCUCUCUCUCCCCACGCGCGCAUGUGUGUUUGUGUGUGCGCGUGUGUGUCCUGCAGUGUUUGGUAUCAGGGCAUGCAAUCUAGUUGCCAGUCCUGCCUGACAGGGAACUCGUGAGAAGAAGAGAGAGAGAGAAAGACAGAGAGAGAGAGAGAGAGAGAGAGAGAGACAGAGAGAGAGAGAGACAGACAGACAGACAGAAAAGGACAGAGUUGGACAGUCCGAGACAGGACACCCCUUGGCCUCCCCCCAACGUCACUGUCACCCAGUGUGUCUCUGGUGCUCGCUCCCUACGUUUCGCGGGACAGGAGCAGGACAGGACAGGAGAGGACAGGACAGGAGAGGACAAGAGAGGAGAGGAGAGGAGAGGAGGGAGGACGAUACGCCACCUGCUCCCUCCUCCUUCCGACCCGCCGCCAGAGGACCUGCAGCUGCACGGGAGGUACACCACGUGUGGGAGCCCCUGCAUUCCUCCGGCGCGUAGAAGAAGCAGAGAGAUCCCUGACACCCGGGCGGACUGCACUGACAGGGAUUUGUUGAGGAACAAAUUGCAGCAGCAUCACAGCAGCUUUCAAGCCAGGGUGCUCUGAAGUCAACUCACCUUAGUCCGUCCCAGGGGCUGUCGCCAUGGCGAGCUGGGGCCUCCCCGCCCGCCUCCUCGUGCUCCUCGGGGUCCUAGCGCUGGCCCAUGCGUCCGCCUUCCUCUCGGGCCAGCGGCUGAAGCCGCGCUUCCAGCGGGACCGCCGCAACAUCCGGCCCAACAUCAUCCUCAUCCUCACAGACGAUCAGGACAUCGAACUGGGCUCCAUGCAGGCGAUGAAUAAGACGCGGCGCAUCAUGGAGCAGGGCGGCACGCACUUCUCCAACGCCUUUGUGACCACGCCCAUGUGCUGCCCGUCGCGCUCCUCCAUGCUGACGGGGAAGUACGCGCACAACCACAAUACCUACACCAACAACGAGAACUGCUCCUCGCCCUCCUGGCAGGCCCAGCACGAGCCCCGCACCUUCGGGGUGUAUCUCAACAACACGGGGUACAGGACAGCUUUCUUUGGGAAGUACCUGAAUGAGUACAAUGGUACAUACGUGCCCCCGGGCUGGAGAGAGUGGGUGGGCAUGGUGAAGAACUCCCGCUUCUACAACUACACGAUCUGCCGCAACGGAGUCCGAGAGAAACACGGCUGUGAAUACCCCAAGGACUACCUGACAGACCUGAUCACAAAUGACAGCAUUAACUACUUCCGGGCGUCUAAGAGGGUGUACCCCCAUCGGCCCAUUCUCAUGGUCAUGAGCCACGCUGCCCCCCAUGGGCCGGAGGAUGCAGCGCCGCAGUACACCACCGCAUUCCCCAAUGCCUCGCAGCACAUCACCCCCAGCUAUAACUACGCGCCCAACCCAGACAAGCACUGGAUCAUGCGCUACACGGGCUCCAUGAAGCCCAUCCACAUGGAGUUCACCAACAUGCUGCAGAGGAAGAGGCUGCAGACGCUGCUCUCCGUGGACGACAGCGUGGAGAAGGUAUACAACAUGCUGGUGGAGACCGGAGAGUUGGACAACACUUACGUCAUAUACACCGCUGAUCACGGCUACCACAUCGGCCAGUUUGGCCUGGUCAAGGGCAAGUCCAUGCCCUACGAGUUUGACAUCAGAGUGCCCUUCUACAUACGAGGCCCUAACGUGGAAGCAGGGACCAUCAACCCCCACAUGGUGCUUAACAUCGACCUGGCGCCCACCAUCUUGGACAUCGCUGGAGUGGACAUUCCGCCCGACAUGGACGGCAAGUCCAUUCUCAAGCUGCUGGACACCGACCGCCAGGCUAACAGGUUCCAGUUCAAGAAGGGCAAAGUGUGGAGAGACUCCUUCCUGGUGGAGCGUGGGAAGCUGCUGCACUAUAAGGUCAACGAAGGGAAAGAUGUGGCGCAGGAAGAGAACUUCCUGCCCAAGUACCAGCGGGUGAAGGACCUGUGCCAGCGAGCAGAGUACCAGACACCCUGCGAACAGAUUGGACAGAAGUGGCAGUGUGUGGAGGACUCCACUGGUAAGCUGAGGCUGUAUAAGUGUAAGGGGAUGAGCGGCUCUUCCACCAUGCGUAAGAACCAGAGUCCAUCCAGCAUGAAGCCUCAGUUGUACCAGCGCAGCAGUAGCACCACCACCACCACCACCACCAUCACCACCAGCAGCAGCACCAGCAGCAGCAGCAGCAGCAGCAGCAGCAGCAGCAGCAGCAGCAGUGUUACCCCACUCGAGGGCUGCGACUGCAGGCUACCCAUCUACAGGCUCAACCCCUUCAAGAAGGGCAAGAUGCUGUCCAGAAAAAAGCUGAAGGCCCUAAAGAGCUACUCCCGAAACCGCUUCGCUCGUGCCGUUACCAUGGAGAUGGGCGGCGACCUGUAUGCAGUCGACCUUGGUGACCUGGACCGAUCCAUGACCCCGAGGAACCGGAGCCAGAACCGAGCCCCAGGAUCCCAGGACGAAGAGGAGGAGUUCAGUGGGAUGGGGGGAGGGACUGUGCCCCCACAGACCAACAGCAACAGCCUUGCAUUGCUUAACUCCAUCAAAGUCACACACAGGUGCUCCAUCUUGGCUAAUGACACAGUGAAGUGUGAUGUUGGGCUGUACAAGUCACUGCAAGCCUGGAAAGACCACAAGCUCCACAUUGACCACGAGAUUGAAACUCUGCAGACAAAGAUCAAGAACCUUCGUGAGGUCAGAGGUCACCUAAAGAAGUCUCGGCCAGAGGAGUGCGACUGCAACAAAUACAUCUAUCAGUCCAAGUUCAAGAGUAAACUCAGGAAGUACAAAGGAGACCGUGUUCAUCCAUUCAGGAAGGCUGAGAAGAAGGAUAAGAAGCAGUGGCUGCUUCAGGAGCAGAAGCGCAGGAAGAAGAUGAGGAAGCUGCUCAAGCGCCUCCGUAACAAUGACACCUGCAGCAUGCCCGGCCUCACCUGCUUCACCCACGACAACCAGCACUGGGCCACAGCCCCCUUCUGGACCAUGGGACCUUUCUGUGCGUGCACCAGCGCCAACAACAACACCUACUGGUGCCUGCGCACCAUCAACGAGACACACAACUUCCUCUUCUGUGAGUUUGCCACCGGCUUCCUGGAGUUCUUCGACCUCAACAUCGACCCGUACCAGCUGAUUAAUGCGGUGAACACUCUGGACCGACAUGUUCUUAACGAGCUGCACAUUCAGCUGAUGGAGCUGCGUGGCUGCAAAGGACACAAGCAGUGCAACCCUCGCACACGCAGCCUGGACCUGGAGGACAGAUUUGGGAGGGCUGGGAGGGUUAACACCCCUAAGGAGUCAGACCCAGCCAAGCCAGACCGGUAUCCCGGGACAUCCAACUGGUCAGAACUUGAACCCAUGUACAAACUUGACGAGCAUGCCUACGAUCUCAAACCCGACUUCAACAUCAGCCUGGAGGACUGGACCAACUUCAGCAGCGCUGUGGACAGGAUGUUUGCGCUGCUCAGCAAUGACAACCAGCCCGACCUCCGGCGCCGCCCACUGGAGCCGGACAUGAUGGGGGAGAAGGGCGGGAGGAGGGGAGGCGGCCACGCCCUGGUCUCCUCCACCAGCCAAUCGGCUUCGGCCAUCUACCUGACCACUCUGGCCACGCCUGCUCUGCUGCUGAGGGAGGCGGGGGCUGGGGCCCUGAGAGAGGCACUGGGACUCAACCGGGCUCCGGGCCCCUCUUCCUCCUCCUCGUCCUCCUCCUCCGCCACUUCCUCCUCUUCCUCGUCCAAUUCUGUCUCCACGACUCCUUUAGAGGAGGAGAGGGGCACCUGGGAGGUCUCCUCCCGCCUCCUGGACCAAUUCCUGGAAGAGAACAAGAAUGCCCUACCCGAGGAGGAGGAAGAGGAGGACGAUGAAGAGGAGGGUGGGGGCGUGGAAGAGGAGCCCCUUAGGAGAAGGACGGGGCGACGGAGGUUCCGCCCCUCCCUCUGUGACUGCAGCGAAUUCCUAAAGGACUCCAGAGAUGGGGGCUCCAUCUGACUUUGAGAGCCACCGACCCCCUCCCAUGCCCCGGCCCACCCCGCAGACAAACACCUUCCCAGCCCUCUUCCUUGACUCUAGCACUGGGUCCCCUGGGCAAAGCCAGGUGGCUUGGAACUCAAACCACCACCACUACCGGCUCCGUCCUCCACCUGCUCCGUCUUGUCCAGCUAUGCCCAGAUCCCAGGGCUGACCCUGUGACCCUUACCCCAUAGCGCAUCUCAAAGCAGUCCAUCUACUGGCCCGGGUACCUCAGAGGUUCCACACUGUAAACUAACAGUAGGAGGCGUAGGCAUGGAACAUAGCACACAUACUGAAUAAGGAAGUAAAAAACACAUAUGAAAUGUUUUGAGUGUUUUAAAUUUUACGGGAUUUCUUUUUUUGGUGGGGAGGGGGGGGGGGGGGGCGGGGGGACACAUAAAGAAAAAUACUUGAUUGAUUUCCAAAUUCAUCAGGUUAUACUAGGAAAGAUUUUAUUUUAUGACCAUGUUAACAUGAUCUUACUCAUUGUCUUUUUAUGAUUAUUUUGGUUUGAUUUUAUAUUAUAGUCAUUUGUGACUGCCAAACCACCCCCACCCCCUUUUCCUAGCACAGCUUCAGUGUUUGUGGCACAUUGAGUUAUCUACGUAUGAGAAAUGCUAUUUUUGAUCUGCAACCUUGUGCGACUUGCACAGUGAAAACACGGUGGCUUUGUUGUAAUUCAACUUGAUUGGUGUGAUCUGUGUGUGUGUGUGUGUGUAUGUGUGUGUUGUAACCAUUGUGACAUAAGUUCAGCCAGUCACAACACACCAAGCUGAACCCCCCCCUACAAAAUCUGGCCAACGCAUUCCAAGUUACACGCACAUACACUCAUACACACACGUGCAGGCCCUAUUUCAUGGGGUGUGUAGGGGAAUGUAUGUUAUAGGAUGUAGAAAUGACCAGUGCCAUCCAUUUACAGUGUUGCAGCUAUUUUUUCCCUCAUCAUAUUUGUUUUUUUUUCUGUUAGUUUUUAGAAAAUGAAAAUGAAAAUUGAAAAAAAAAACAAAAAAAAAACAACAACAAUAUUUUUAGAUGUGUCAUCAUUGUCAAUGUUGUUACCUAAAUGUGCCCGAUGGUUGCCAUUUUGUUCAAGAACAAAUGAAAAAGAAGUUAUUGGACACCAAUCCUAUAUAUACCUUUGCAUUUGAGUGGCUUUCCACAAUUCUACCUACUCCAACACUUUACAGAGUAAAAGGAUCCUCUUACCUUGCCUCUGUCUCAGUGGCCAAACACAGGCCUGGCCCAGCCUGCUUACACUGACUCCAUAUGGCCAAGCAUCACAUUCUGUGACUUGUUUUCUCUCAAACACACACAAUGAAUCACACUGUUCCUCAAUGGGCUCUUACUGGAUUCAGUUUCACAGCCAGAGAAGAGACCUCUCAGUGCAUUGCUUUCAAUCUGUAAAACCCCACCUAGGAACCUGCAGCUUUCCCAUCUUAAUACGAUGAUUUUACAUAAAUCUUUCAUGAUUGCGUGCUAAGCGCUAAUGUAAUUAACACAGUCACACAUUCUGUAAAGAAAAAAUAUCACCGCCACUGGGCCAGUGUUCCUGGUCAAUUAGUCUCUGCUUAACAUGGUGCUAUUACGUCCUGGAAAACAAAUCUAUAUAAAACUUGCUGUAUGUGUUUGAAUGUAUGUUUGCCAUUCAUUUAAAUGUUUCAAAAUAUAUUUUAUAGUCCACAGAACAGAUGGUCCUCUACAGUGAUAUGCUCCAUGCCGUGAGAUGAGAUAAAUUCUUACCCGAUUGAUUUUAUAGCCGCACUAUGAACGCCACCCUCAAACCCUGCCAAUCUGGACUGAACAGAGUUUUGUACAAGAUGGUGUGUCGUUUUGAAUUGUAUGGUCCCUCUGCCUAAUUAAUAUAAAUAACUGAAUGAAUUAAAUAAUUGAGUAACAUGAAGACGAAGAGGAUGGCUGAGAAAGGAACUAAACUUUUCCUCUGCACUUUUAAAGGGACUGCUGUAUAUGAAAGAAGAAUAGAGAUGGGUUUUAACAUAACAAUGACUUGUACAGUUACAUAGAUUUAUCAUUCCUCUAUUUUUGUUUCUUUCGGUUCACCAGUGGACAUUUAAUAGCGGUUAUUAGUUUGUGAAUAAAGUGUUGAAUGCCCAACCACUGCUUUUUA